This is a messenger RNA of Microdochium trichocladiopsis, 1843 nucleotides long. Its product is annotated as geranylgeranyl pyrophosphate synthetase. The coding region runs from base 5 to 1459 and encodes 484 amino acids. The transcript has 2 exons. Lineage: Eukaryota; Fungi; Ascomycota; Sordariomycetes; Xylariales; Microdochiaceae. The record is from RefSeq and is a predicted model, not a curated record.
CGAUAUGAUCGCAGAAGUGCUCGCACUUGACCUACAUGGAAGUAGCGAAUCUCGUCAUCCACUCGCGCUGUGCUUUCACAGCUCGCUCAUUUGCAGAAUGUAUGCUGCUCAUCAUCACGGCGUUCAUGCCUCGAGGCGAUGGACACGCUACAAUCCGCGAGGUACCCUGAGCUCUGCGCAAGCAAUCCCGCCUAGCUUCCCACUUGGUAGAAGCAUCCGUACCUUGCAAGUCAGCGACCUCAAGCAUGAUGCCGCACAGUACCAGUCGUCCGCUUCCAUCUCUGAGUGCACUCACGUUGGUUCGUUCAAUUGGCUUGAUGCCACAGAGCCGACAAUUGUGGUGCCAGGCAUGCCGGCGCAGUGGCAGCCACUCAAGAAACCUCGAAGAUUACAACCGGAUGGUGGGCAGUACUUUCGAGACCGCAAUGCUGCCAGAUUCCCCCAGCACCCCCUCGAACCAGCAGUGCUCGCAGCAUUGAAUUUAGACUCGCAGCUCAAUAUUGAUGAGGGCAUCGACGUGGUCUUAUGUGCAAGCACAUUUGGUAAUCUGGCACGUUUUGCUCGUGGCGGAGACAAGGCUUUCCGAAUGCUAGUGGAAGAGGUGGGAGGCACCGUCUUCUUCACGCGCCGCGAGAACUCUCCAAAGGAACUUAUUCCCGACGUCAUGGGCUACGGACACACCUUCCCGGAAGCAUACACAAAUUGGAACCGAGAGGUCAAAAGUUCCGCUUCCCAUCAGCGGCUGAUCAAAUACCGAUUCGGCGGGUUGACAAUUCUGCUUCGUUACGAGGCGGAUGGGUUUCUCCCAGACAAGGUGACGACGGGAGGAAUCGCAGCACCAGUCGUGCCGGGUGCUGACCCAUACUGCCUCGUGCAAGGGGUGAAUGAGGUUCAUGUCUCAUCUCUCGAGCCAGCAAAUAACCAGACUCUCAAGAUCAAAUAUGCUGGAAGCGUCGUCGGCGAGGAGGCGAUCUUCGACCUCAAAACACGAAGUGCGAGGAAAGCCGAUGAUGACAUCCUUGGCGGUGAGUUGCCACGGCUAUGGGUGACUCAAGUCCCCAAUUUCGUCGUCGCCUUCCACAAGAGUGGGCUGUUCGAUGACAUCCGCAUCCUUGAUGCCCGUGGCAGAAUCUCCACGUGGGAGAAGGAUAAUGCCGAGGGUCUCGCAGCCUUGGCGGUACUCAUGAGAGUCAUCAUGAAACAAGUCAAAGAUAGGUCAGACGGCAAGAUCGAGCUGUGUCACUCAACACCUGGCAAGCUCGAAAUUCGCGAGCAGCUGCCAGACGCGGGACACGCACUCUCUUCAGCAGUCGAAAGUGCCUGGACAGCUCGGGGGCUUGAGCGUAAGGUAAAGAAGCGAGAAGUAGCAGUCGCGGCUGUACAAUGGGAUGAGGAUGAGGAUGAGGGUGAUCUGACAGCCUGUUCAGAAGCUUGUGGCUAUUGUGGUCGCUGUACAUGAUGCCUCCCGUUGCAGUUGUGUUUACCCUCGUGGUGGAUCUGAGGGGUAUGUUACUGAAGUACCUAGCGUACCUUGGUAAUGCAUGUAGUCUCAUGAAGCGAUAACUGGAAACCGAAGAUAUUGGGCUUGCAUCUUGUGUGUGGCAACCGGGAAGCUGAUGGCAGGAAUGGCGCCCUAGGGAGGCACGAAGUCAAGCAGAAGCGCCUAGCGCUUAGUCCGCAUAAGUUGACUUGAGCUCGGAACUAGCCAGCGGUCUUGUCCAGAGGGACGUCUGUAACAAACCUGCAGAUCAAUGUUGCAAGCCCCAAAUCCGAUGAUUCGAUGCCAUAAUGGAAGCAGCAUGCUCGAAGGAGCCGCUUCGAGUCGUCUAAGACAUGACAAUGU